Molecule: messenger RNA, 1902 nt
Organism: Aspergillus niger
Lineage: Eukaryota; Fungi; Ascomycota; Eurotiomycetes; Eurotiales; Aspergillaceae
Exons: 5
Coding region: 1-1902 (633 amino acids)
Biological process (GO): positive regulation of transcription by RNA polymerase II
Cellular component (GO): nucleus
Molecular function (GO): transcription cis-regulatory region binding; DNA-binding transcription factor activity
Source: RefSeq, a predicted model, not a curated record
AUGCCGCGUGGGUUAACGGGGACCAGUUUGGAUGGUAUACUGCGCGUUGAAGCUAGGGAUCCACCCAACGGGUCGCUCUGGGAUCGUCCCACAGUUGUUCAACACCACCCGUUUCAGCCAAGAGUUAUCGUCAUAAUCCCCACUUCAAUUCCAGUGAGACGUGUAGACAACGCAAGGUCAAAUGCAAUGAAGAAAGGCCUGUCUGCGGGCCGUGUGCCAAAGCCUCUCGUGAUUGUGUCUUCUCAAACUGCAUUUUCCGUUACUAUAGCGCCGCCGAUUUUUGCAAUCGCGCGGGGGACCAUUCUAGCCGUGAAAGAGUACCGACUCACCUUUGUCCAGGUCAGAGAUCCUUUCGCCGACGAGGAACUGACAAACGUCCCAGAUGAUAAUCAUCUGGUAACCCCUCCUUCAACAGUACCAACUGUUGAGGAUGCGAUCCCGAGUUCUACUAGCAGCACUGCACCGCCGGAAAAGGAUGGGGCCUUGACGGCAGUGUUACUGCAGCAUUUCAAAGAAUGCCCCAGUCAAUGGUUGGACUGCUUUGACUCCGAUGCUUAUUACUCUGCAAAGAUACCCGUCAUGGUGGCUACUCAGCCAAUGCUGAAAGCCGCCGCUUGCGCUCUCGCAGCAAAGCAUCUACACCGAAUAUGCCGGGGAGAUCCAACCCGGAUCUUACAGCUUCCCCACAUGCGUAACAGCCCAUUGCAGUGGACUAUCAGAGAAAUGGACUGCAGAUAUGAAUCAGUGCGCUUCUAUGACCAGACGAUUCAUUAUUUAAAAGCAGCAAUUUUGUUGGAAAUCCCUGACAAUCAGCGCGAGGAAAUAUUUGCAGUUGUUGCUAUUCUCUGGGAAUUGAGCAAGAGCCCAACAUCUGCUCUACCUAAUUCCCUGAUGCACAUCUCUCGCUCCGUAUUCUGGAGUCUCGUCCGGCAGGAUUGUCUCUCAGCGUGUAGGUUUCUCAUCAUCAGCUAUUCUUCCGUUUGCCGCUGCCCGAUCUCAUUCAACCCGGGAACAGUUAUCAACGAAACCCAGACUCGCCUUAACCUCUCUGAUCUUGUUCUCUGGCGCAACUUCGGCCUCAUUAUCUCCUCCUCCGGCCAUUUUUUACCCCCAUCUGCCUCUCCGGCUAUGGCCUCUCCCUCUCCAAGCCCUCUCGCCUUUCCUCUCCCCCUUCCUCCCCCGGCGCACACCUGGCUCUGUGAAGACAUGCUCAGCAACGCCCUAAUCUGGAUCAUUAGUAAGAUUAUCAAUUUCAUUACCAGCGGCGACGGGAUUACUCCGGGCGACUUUGAAAAUCCCCGGGGCCAACGUCCGUGCUUCGGCACCACGCAGGAGGAGCUCCUGGCACGGUGGAAGCGUCUCGACAUUGAGCUCCGUGCCUGGUAUGACACUGUACCCCGCUCGUUCACCCCCUGCGCGCGUAGCCGACUUUUUCUCUCCAAUGCCGUGCCGAUCCCGCGCACCGCAUCCGCUCCUGCGGCCGCAAACGUCGCCACAAACACCACCUCUACGGAUACCAUCGACGCCAUCAUCUUCACCGUCCCUAUGUGCGCCGUUACCAUGCAAACCUACCACAUGGCGCGCGUUCUGUUGUUGACUAACAUGCCACAAGAAUCAACGGCAAUCCGGUCAACAGCACGAUUGCGCUCCUAUCGUCGGAUCGCGGAAUUGGCAGUGCGUCACGCGCGUGAGAUUUGCGGUAUUAGUCUGGGCGGGUUACCCGACGCAAUCCUCCCGCACACGGUGCAGCCGUUAUUUGUAGCAGGGCAGUGCUUCGAGCAGGACUCGGAGCGGCAGUUGGUAGUCGAUCUGUUGCAGCAGGUGGAAUGCGAUUCCGGGUGGGCAACUAAAUAUAGGAUUCAGGAUUUGCAGCGGCAAUGGGCGGAGACACGGGUUGGAUAA